This is a messenger RNA of Durotheca rogersii, 1386 nucleotides long. RefSeq names its product serine hydrolase FSH. The transcript has 3 exons. The record is from RefSeq and is a predicted model, not a curated record. Gene Ontology annotation, cellular component: cytoplasm; nucleus. NCBI's taxonomy places the organism in Eukaryota, Fungi, Ascomycota, Sordariomycetes, Xylariales, Xylariaceae. The coding region runs from base 400 to 1173 and encodes 257 amino acids.
AGUGGCUUGCUUGCUUAUUUUGAAGCCUCGUGUGUGAUUGUAUACUUCUCCACGCUUGAUUCUUGAGAAAUUUGCAGUGUUACUCAUGUUUACACGCAUUAUUGUUGAGCACGGUCGCAGCAGCAAUAUAUCCCUAACUGAUAUCUGCUUGCCACCGCCCUGAAGACGAAUUCUUCUUUUUUUGACGCUGACAGAGCGGCCCUCCUUUUCGAUCGUAUCUAGACCCCCGGAAUCAACGGAUGUCCGCCCGUGUCAGACAACGAACGAAUCUGGGCUGGCUGGCUGAACGCCGGGCAAUCUGUUCCGAAACCGAGUCGCUGUCUGACAGUGAAUAUACAUCUGCCCUAUCCUGCCUAGGCAUGCGCCGAGCAAUAUACAAAUGCAUCCUCUGACGCUAUCAUGAGAAUACUCUGCCUCCACGGCGACGGCCAGAGCGGAGAAACCCUCCAAUCCGAUCUCGUCCCGCUCCUAUCGCAAUUGAAGCAUCUGGACCGUGGUCUCUCAUUCGAGCUCGCCGACGGCCCAUUGCCAUGCGUGGAUGGUGAGCGGUCCGGUUACAAAUUCUUCCGGACGGCGGAGGCUAGAGACAUCCGCAAAUCCCACGAGUGGCUAGCGGCGAAGCUAGACCGGGACGGCGGCUACGACGGCGUCAUCGCCUAUUCUCAAGGCGCGGCACUGGUGUCGAGCUUCCUCCUGUGCCGGCAGUGGUACGAGCACGAGCUGCCGGCUCCCUUCCGGUUCGCCGUCUUCCUGAGCGGAAGCCUGCCGCUCGAGGUGCUGAAGGGGAUCGGGGUGCCGGUGUCGAGGGAGGCAGAGCGCGUGGCGGCGGAGGCGGAGCUGCAGCGAGACCGACGGCUGGGCCCGCUGCGAGCCCACGCCGCCAGGGCGCGGCGCGCCCUGUUCGACUCGGACGACUGCUUCGGCCUCAACCUCAACAGGGUGCCCCUCGAGCUGAAGAUCAGGAUCCCGACCGUCCACGUGUGGGGCGAGGCAGACCCCCUGUUCCCAGCCGCCGUCCAGCUCGCCGGCCUCUGCGACCCUUACAUCCGAAAGACACACGCGCACGCCGGCGCCCGCGACAUCCCUCGCGACGGGAAACAGGUAGCGGCGCUGGCAGAGCUCGUCGAGUGGUGUGUUAGUCGCGCCGCUUGGCCCGGUCAGACGCAGUUGUGAAGGCGAGGUUGGAAUACGUCUUAACAAGCAAUGCCUCGGUAGAUAGUAGAGAAUAUACGCCGCCGUUACUCGCCGGUAGUUAGAGAUAUACCUAGGUAAACCGAGUUUGCGUAGCCGUGCUGUGUAACUAUCCCUUUUCAGCUCUUGCUUGACGACAGGAGAGGCCUCGUGUAAAUGGAGAUAGACUGGGCGUUCUCAAAAGCAUGUGCCGGG